This is a messenger RNA of Arabidopsis arenosa, 1461 nucleotides long. NCBI's taxonomy places the organism in Eukaryota, Viridiplantae, Streptophyta, Magnoliopsida, Brassicales, Brassicaceae. The record is from the annotation of a GenBank genome assembly.
CUCCUUCUCCAUUCACUCCUCUUUUGGAACAUCACAAGCACACAACAAAGCUUCUUUUGGAACUCCUCUUGAUCCUCUCUGUCUCUGUCUCAAUGAAGAACCAAAAGGAUCAAAACUCAUCAUCAUUGUCUUCUUCAUCACCAUCUCUAACAACAAAGCUUCUAAAUGCUCAAUACCAUCAUUUCCUCAAUCUCCUUUCGUAUUCCCUUAUCCUCUGUUGCGGCAUAAUCAUCGGUAUCCUUCUCCAUUCCUCUCUACAAGAAUUCUCUUCCACUUCUUCACUAAGCAUCCAACGCAUCUCUCAGCUCUUCCUCGUCACCUCUCUUCCUCCUCCUCCUCCUCCUCCUUCUCCUCCUUCUGAGCUAGAGCUUGAUGGGCUCGAACGCUUUAUCAAGCCACCAGAGAAGCUUAUGCACGACAUGGAAGACGAAGAGCUUCUAUGGAGAGCUUCUAUGGCACCUAAGAUCAAGAAUUACCCUUUUCCUCGAACACCAAAGGUUGCUUUCAUGUUCAUGACAAAGGGUCAUUUACCUCUAGCUCGUCUAUGGGAGAGAUUCUUUCGAGGGCAUGAAGAUCUUUUUACUAUCUACGUUCACUCAUAUCCUUCUUAUAACCAGUCCGAUCCCGAAGAUUCCGUCUUCCAUGGCCGCCACAUUCCAAGCAAGAGAGUGGAUUGGGGAUAUGUGAAUAUGGUGGAAGCAGAACAAAGAUUACUAGCAAAUGCUUUAUUAGACAUAUCAAACGAACGAUUUGUACUUCUCUCCGAAUCAUGCAUCCCUCUAUUCAACUUCACCACUGUUUACUCUUACCUCAUUAACUCAACUCAAACUCACGUUGAGUCCUAUGACCAACUUGGUGGCGUUGGACGUGGCCGAUAUAGCCCUCUAAUGCAGCCACAUGUCCAGCUACACCACUGGCGCAAAGGCUCCCAGUGGUUCGAGAUGGACCGUGCCAUGGCUCUUGAGAUCAUCUCUGAUAGAAUCUAUUGGCCUCUCUUUUAUAGUUACUGCCACCAUGGUUGCUACGCGGACGAGCACUACAUUCCUACACUACUCAACAUCAAAUCAAGCCUGAACCGUCGCAACUCGAACCGGACUCUCACGUGGGUCGACUGGUCGAAAGGUGGCCCGCACCCGAACCGGUUUAUUAGACACGAGGUGACUGCAGAGUUCAUGGAGAAUCUGAGGAGUGGUGGUGAGUGUCUCUACAAUGGAGAAGAGACGAAUACUUGUUAUUUAUUUGCUCGUAAGUUCUUGCCUACUGCUCUCGACCGGUUGCUCAGGCUUUCACCCGACGAAACAAGCUUCAACGACUACAUAUGUUAGAUAUUUUAUGUUUAUUUAGUUGACUAUCGUGUAACUCUACCACUAUGUAUACUAUAUAGAAGACGAAAAUGUUACAUACUAUGCGAUAACAUGCGCACAUGCUUGCCACAUAACUCUAUAAAGUCAUUUCUAUCGU